CGCAAAACGAGGGGCAAGCCCUUUCGUGGACUGAAAGUGUUGCUCGCGCUUUGUCGGAGCCACAAAACGACGACUGCAGUCCAGGCAGAUUGUCCUAUACAGUCAAGGGUAAAAAAUCGUGUGCGAUGGGCCUCUUCGAAAAGAAGGGCAGCUAGCAGCCGCUGUAGGUGUUCCCCCAGUGCAGCUUUUUUCCGCAAUUGGGUAUGGCAACCCGACGUCGUCGGUCUCGUGACUUGACCAUAUAUAUCGACCGGUUCUUCGAUUCAACAAGCACCAUAGCAAGCGUAGCAUAAUUCACCAUGGCUUCGGAUAAACGGUCUUAUCUCAUUGUUGGUGCCGGCGUUUUUGGCGUUUCUACUGCAUACUACCUCAUCAAGAAGUACCCCAAGGCUUCGGUCACCAUCGUCGACCGUGAUGCCUACGAUGCCCAGUCACGGGUGGCAGCCUCUUGGGACUGGAACAAGGUCGUGAGAGCUGACUACGAUGACAUUGUUUAUUGCAAAAUGGCGCUCGAAUCUCAGGACAUCUUCAACAAUGACCCGUUAUGGAAGCCGUAUUUUCACCAGACUGGCAUAUAUUGGAUGUGCCGCGACGACUACGCCGACAAGGUCGUCGCGAAUUACAAGAAGCUCGGCCGCGUUGCGGAUCUACGAGCUGUGCCCGUCGAAGAGGCAAAAAAGCUUUACGGUGGCUUGUUCAAGGAUGCCGAUUUCACGGGCGUCAAGGCUGUGCUAGUGAAUAAGACGAGCGGUUGGGGCGCUGCUGGGGACUGCUUGCGAGCCGUCACUCGAGAGGCAGUCAGAUUGGGUGUCAAGUACGUGACGGCGGAAGUGUCCUCGUUGACCUUCGACCAGCAAGGACGUUGCACUGGCGUCAAGACUUCGGAUGGCAAGGUCAUUGAGGCUGCACAUGUCAUUCUCUCCACAGGCGCAUUCACACCCAAGCUACUGGAGCAGAGUGCCAUGGCAACCGGGAAACUCGACCUUCGUGCUGGUGACAGGAUCACAGCUGCUGGAAUCACCACCGGCAUGGUGAAGCUCGAGGGAGACAUGCUUCGCAAAUUCGCGUCCAUGCCCGUGGGAGUGCAAGGGUACACCGCGCAGACAGGCCCGUUCAUAGGCAGUCUUCCGCCCACUCCGGACGGCGAGCUCAAGUGGUGGGGACAGACGAUCUUCAGGAACACGCAGGAGAUCUAUCCCGGACGGCACAUCUCCAUUCCUCCCCCCAGGCAAGACUACGCGCAGUGGGAGAUUCCAGGUCGGCUGAGGAAAGACAUCGAGCACGCGAGAGACGUCUUUUACGGUUCGAAGAGCAAGAACUGGAAGAUGGAGAAACACAGAGUGUGCUGGGACGCUUUCACAACUUCAGCCGACUUUAUCAUCUCCCCUCAUUCCGCCGCCCCCGGUUUGUACAUAGCUACGUGCGGCAACUUCCACGGAUGGAAAUUCUUCCCCGUGCUAGGUAAAUAUGUCAUCCAAAUGCUGGAAAACACCCUGCCCUCCGACCUGGCAGAAAAAUGGGGAUGGGACCGAGACCGCCCAGACCCUUCUGCCAAUCCGGACUGGCCUCGCGCCGAGAUGGGCCAUAUCCUCAACGUGCCUGAGCGUGCCAAGCUAUGAUGCAUGUGCGUAGGAUGAGACGACGACAACGACAACGGCGAAGACCACGUGCUUGGCGGAAAACGAUGUCGGGACGCGAAUGAAACUUGAGCAUUUACAAGACCGGCGCUUGCUGAUGUUUGGGAAAGCAAAUGGCGUCCGUUCGUGAGCAAUAAUUUUUUUUUUCUUUUUCUUUUUGCUCGUGCAUCAAAAGGCAAGCAAAAAAAAAGGGGGGG
This is a messenger RNA of Verruconis gallopava, 1834 nucleotides long. RefSeq lists its product as uncharacterized. The record is from RefSeq and is a predicted model, not a curated record. Gene Ontology annotation, molecular function: sarcosine oxidase activity; saccharopine oxidase activity; flavin adenine dinucleotide binding. Lineage: Eukaryota; Fungi; Ascomycota; Dothideomycetes; Venturiales; Sympoventuriaceae. Bases 300 to 1619 code for a protein of 439 amino acids. The transcript has 2 exons.